CAACGCGCAACAAGUUAACGUUUUGUUUUGGUAUUCAUUCGCCGAAAAUUUUUGACAGUUUUGAUAAAGGAAACUUAUUUAGCAAAACAAAAUAAAACAACAAAUAAAUAUAUGCAAGUAGCUGAACAAAAUUGUGUACGGAAUCCGAAAAAGGAGAUUUGCACAUAAAAGUUAAAAUAAGAAAUAAAAAAUUAAUAAAGAAGUACGUGAAAAUAUGUGAAUAAUUCUACAAUACACAUUGUAGAGUAAUUUGUAUUCGAAAUAAUAAAUGAAAAGAUUCAAAAUUCCAUAGUAGACAUGAAUCGUUACACAGUGAGUGCGCUAAUAGGCGAAGGAUCCUUUGGGCGGGUCUACAAAGCCAUACGCAAAGAGGAUGCACAAGUCGUAGCCAUAAAAGUUAUAUCCAAGCGCGGUCGCAGUAGUCGGGAGCUGAAAAAUUUGCGACGAGAAUGUGAAAUACAGGCGCAUCUAAAGCAUACGAAUGUCAUUGAAAUGUUGGAAUCGUUCGAGACGAAGAACGAUCUGAUUGUUGUCACUGAAUUUGCACUCAUAGACCUGCAUCGCUACCUGGCGCGCAGUGGCGCUUUACCAGAGGAAAAGGCGCAACGUCUUAUUUGCCAUUUAGUAUCGGCACUUUACUAUCUACAUUCCAAUCGCAUACUGCACCGCGAUCUCAAACCACAAAACGUGCUGCUCAAUGAGGAUUUACACGCAAAAUUGUGCGAUUUCGGUUUAGCGCGCAACAUGACCAUGGGCACGCAUGUGCUGACUUCCAUCAAAGGCACACCUUUAUAUAUGGCGCCAGAAUUGCUGGCUGAGCGA
This is a messenger RNA of Bactrocera dorsalis (oriental fruit fly), 822 nucleotides long. RefSeq names its product serine/threonine-protein kinase fused-like. The annotation marks the transcript as partial. The record is from RefSeq and is a predicted model, not a curated record. Gene Ontology annotation, cellular component: cytoplasm. Gene Ontology annotation, biological process: protein phosphorylation. The transcript has 2 exons. NCBI's taxonomy places the organism in Eukaryota, Metazoa, Arthropoda, Insecta, Diptera, Tephritidae. Gene Ontology annotation, molecular function: protein kinase activity; ATP binding.